Tripterygium wilfordii is the source of this 867-nucleotide messenger RNA. RefSeq names its product protein disulfide-isomerase LQY1, chloroplastic. The transcript is spliced from 5 exons. The record is from RefSeq and is a predicted model, not a curated record. NCBI's taxonomy places the organism in Eukaryota, Viridiplantae, Streptophyta, Magnoliopsida, Celastrales, Celastraceae. Bases 110 to 595 code for a protein of 161 amino acids.
UAUCCAAAAGCCAAAGAAUUCCCGGUUCGCAAUUUUGCAUUCUCUGCGGGUCUUCUGCUUCACUUGCGCUUCACCGAACUAGGGAAAUUAGAGGAAUCGAGACGACGAAAUGUCAAUAGCGCCUUCGGUUCCUCGCCUUCACUCGCCGUUUCUGUGUUGCCCUCUCAAGAUUUCUUCGUCUUCUAUUUCCUACAGCUCAGCCAGAAAUCAACGGUCACCAUCGUCGUAUCCAUGCAUUAGAGCGAUUGAAUUUGAUCAAAACACGGUAGUAGCAAUAUCAGUUGGGCUUGUGAGUGUUGCUGUUGGGAUAGGCAUCCCAGUCUUCUACGAAACCCAGAUUGAUAAUGCUGCUAAGCGAGAAAAUACUCAGCCCUGCUUCCCUUGUAAUGGCAGUGGUGCUCAGAAAUGUAGAUUUUGCUUGGGGGCUGGGACUGUGACAGCAGAGCUCGGUGGUGAUGAGAAAGAAGUUUCGAGAUGCAUUAAUUGUGAUGGCGCUGGAUCUCUGGUGUGCACAACAUGUCAAGGCUCUGGAAUUCAACCCCGAUAUCUUGAUCGCAGGUAUGAUCAAUGUUCUAAAUCAUUAGUCAUCUGUUAGCCCUGUUGCUCAAGAAACUAGUGAAGAGAAUUCAAAGACGAUGACUGAGCCGAUGCAAGGUUUAGCAGCGAUCAUACGGCUAAUCAACUUGUAUGCUAAGAGGAAGGAAUAUAAGUCAUUCAUUCUAUUACCCUUUUUGCUUCAUAAACUUAUGAUGUACUACUCAAUGGGUGAUAUGAUUUCUUUGUAGUGUGCUUCAACACUUGGUAUUUGUAUUAUUACAACCCAAAACUGUUUUGUGAUCAGUUAUAAAUAUUUUUUUAAUCGUACUA